Molecule: messenger RNA, 2358 nt
Organism: Paralichthys olivaceus (Japanese flounder)
Lineage: Eukaryota; Metazoa; Chordata; Actinopteri; Pleuronectiformes; Paralichthyidae
Source: RefSeq, a predicted model, not a curated record
AUGAGCAGUGUUGUUCCCUCGAGGAGGAUUGUGAAUGACAAAGUGGGCUCCAGUGAAGAUGUCAUUUCAAGCUCUGUGACAGAGCAGAUCUCACAUCAAGACCCCGACAAGCAGACCAACAAGGAGACCCUCUCAUUCCUACUCCCCCUCCCUCAUCUUCAGUCAUCUUUACCUUCACCAGUCUCCCCUCCAUCAGAUCAGGCCUAUCUGCAGGCGUCCGCCAUCUUCCAGCAGCUGCGUGAGGAGAAGCCAGUCCCACUUCAGCCGCUGCGUUAUGGGGAGAAAACAGACACACCACUGCCCGAGAGCGGAGACAAACCCACACUGAGACGGGCCUACCAGCUCGCCUUCAACACGCUCAAAUACCAAGAUUUACUGGAGGACAUCAUCACUGACAGCUGCUUCCACACAUCACAGCAAAUUUCCGCUGACUUGUUGCCCCUGGUGAUGGUGAUGCUGUUCGACUUCCAGGACCGAAAGUUUAUGUUACGUGAACAAACAACAAAGGAACAAGAAGAGCCUCUACAGGAAGUCAGGGAGCUGGAGAGGAGUCUGUACAAGCGUAAGACCAAGCUGGCAGCAUCUCUGGCUCGGUGCAGGGUGAAACUGAAUCUGCAGAGCGUCUCCUGUUUUCUUUCUGAUUCUGUCAGGACCAAACAGCAUCGAGCAAAAUGUCUGCCCCUGUACGCAUGGGUCAAUACGCUGAAGACCAGUGUUGAAGAAGUGUGUGAAGCGUUGCUCGUUGCUGGCUUAUGUGAAGGGGAGAACACGGCUGACCUGAAGGACUUGGCGUUCUGCAGGGACUCGCUCUGUCCAGACACUCUCGUCUUCUCCCGGCAGCUUCUGGCUCUGCUCCAGCACAGCAGCCUCACUGCCACACAUGCACUGAACAUACAGGACAGGAGUGUGUGUGUGGCAGUGAGCGUGUUACGCCCCCUGCUGUUUGAUAACGGUGACGUCCUGGUGGUGGGGUCUUUCUCAGCUGUGACCGUGGCUCACAUAGCUGUGGUGGCCAGUGCCCGCUCAGGCCAAGUGUUGGUGUGUGGUGCCAAUCACACGUCCUCUCAGGUGGAGGAGAUUCAGGGACUGCUCAGAGACAUGGACAUCAAGAAUGUGCGGAUCCUGUCAGAAGCAUUCUGUGGUUUGAACGAGUGGGACAACACCGUCCAGCGUCUGAAGGUCAUCAUCGUUCUACCUCAGUGUUCGUCCUCGGCCCUCAACGACCCCGUACCCACAAUACACAGCGAAUAUGGAAACUGGGAUCUGCUAUCAGACUUGUCUCACGGUUCUGUAGCCCAACGAAAAAUACACAUGAUGGCCGCCCAGCAGGUACGACUACUGGCGCACGCUCUGACCUUUCCGAAGGUUCAGACGGUGGUUUACUGCACACGUUCAGUGUAUCCUGAGGAGAACGAACAGCUGGUGAAAAGAGUGUUAGACAAAACACACACUCACCACAAACUGCUGCCCUUCAGGGUGAACGGUCCAGUUUUCCCAGUGGACUCAGAGUCAGGAGACGCAACAGACAAGUUCUUCAGACUCGAACCGUCUCAGUUCACCAACGGCUGCUUCGUGGCCAGACUGUCUCGACAGGCUGAUCCCACUAAGGUGGAAACGGUGCAGGACGUGCUGGCAAGGGCAGCAGCGAAGGGCCUCCUGGGUGGAAUAUUACCAGAGCAAUUAAAAACUGGGAAGAAGGGGAAAAGCAGGAAGAACCGUGAAUCCCCCUCUGGCCAGGAGAGGCAGGAAGGGAGCGAGCGAGAUCCACUCGCACCUUCAGAGCCUGAACAGGAGAAAGACGACAAGCAGCAGCCUAAAAAGAAACCAACGAAGAAAAAAGGCAAAGAAUCACAUCACGCUAAACGUCCGACAAAAAGCAAACAAAGACGAAUACCUCGUCUCACGCUGACGUUGAUGUCCUCAGAGAAAACAUCCAACCAGUUGUCCCCCAUGACAGCCCUGGCACACAGGCUGAGUGAGAAUCCGGGGAUCAGGUCUCAACAGACGGUGUCCAGCGCCCCUUCCUCUGCUGGGAAACACCCCUCACCUGCUCCAACAGCUCCAUCCACUGCACCUGCGGCCUCCAGGCAGCUGCAGGGACAGAACACGCAGCCUGAGAGGGAAGAGAAAACAUUCAAGGUUGGAGACAAAUCAGCGGGUCUGUUAAAGGCCUGGGGGAAAGUGGACGCACCACAGGAAGUGAUGAAGGCUGCUAGAGGCUCUGUCCUUCCACCCAUUCCAUCCCCUUCCUCUGGAUCUCUACGCAGCAGGACUGGUAGUUCUCUGUCCCACACGUCCCACUCUCACCCCAACAACAUGUCCACGUCCUCCUCCUCAGUCUCUCUGCCUGGAUUGUAG